Haliotis rufescens (red abalone) is the source of this 894-nucleotide messenger RNA. Its product is annotated as vegetative cell wall protein gp1-like. The transcript has 2 exons. NCBI's taxonomy places the organism in Eukaryota, Metazoa, Mollusca, Gastropoda, Lepetellida, Haliotidae. Bases 1 to 894 code for a protein of 297 amino acids. The record is from RefSeq and is a predicted model, not a curated record.
AUGGGUGAGAGACAAAAAGCUUCUGAGAUGGACCUUUAUGCUUCUCGAUGGGUGAUGAAGGAACAAGCUUCUGGGUACAGCCAUUACCCUGGGAGACAGGAAGGUACACCCCCAAAUCCCCAGAGUGAAAGUAUUCCUCCAAAUGCCCAGAGUGAAAGUAUUCCCCCAAAUCCCCAGCGUGAAAGUAUUCCACCAAAUGCCCAGAAUGAAAGUAUUCCCCCAAAUGCCCAGAGUGAAAGUAUUCCCCCAAAUCCCCAGAGUGAAAGUAUUCCUCCAAAUCCCCAGAGUGAAAGUAUUCCCCCAGAUCCCCAGAGUGAAAGUAUUCCUCCAAAUCCCCAGAGUGAAUGUAUUCCCCCAAAUCCCCAGAGUGAAAGUAUUCCUCAAAAACCCCAGAGUGAAAGUAUUCCUCCAAAUCACCAGAGUGAAAGUAUUCCCCCAAAUCACCAGAGUGAAAGUAUUCCCCCAGAUCCCCAGAGUGAAAGUAUUCCUCCAAAUCCCCAGAGUGAAAGUAUUCCCCCAGAUCCCCAGAGUGAAAGUAUUCCUCCAGAUCCCCAGAGUGAAAGUAUUCUUCCAAAUGCCCAGAGUGAAAGUAUUCCCCCAAAUCCCCAGAGUGAAAGUAUUCCUCCAAAUCCCCAGAGUGAAAGUAUUCCUCCAAAUGCCCAGAGUGAAAGUAUUCCUCCAAAUCCCCAGAGUGAAAGUAUUCCCCCAAAUCCCCAGAGUGAAAGUAUUCCCCCAAAUCCCCAGUGUGAAAGUAUUCCCCCAAAUCCCCAGUGUGGAAGUAUUCCCCCAAAUCCCCAGUGUGAAUUCAGUAUUCCCCCAAAUCCCCAGAGUGAAAGUAUUCCUCCAAAUUUUUCUUUCGGAAAAUAUGACCCUGCACCCUCACAGAGACUUUAA